AUGGCACUAAAUUCACAAUCAAAUAAUCACGAAACCACAUCAAAAACAAUAAACAAAAGAGAAAAGAAAAAUAGCCAGAACCGAUAUUCAAUAGAAUUAAAAAAUAAAAAUAAAACAAUAAAGAUAUUAGAAAGGAAAAGAGAAAGAAAGCAAAUAAAAUCAUUGGAUAUAAAUAGAAAAUUAACAACGUUUCAGUCUUUAAAUUGGCCUCCUAAACAAGUAUAUUAUAAUAAGGAACAACAUUUCAGUAACUCGUAUUUACUAUAUUACGAUUACAUGUCUACAUAUGCUGCGACAAUGGCAGCUUACUGUCCUCUACAUAUGACUCAACCGACUUACACAUUUCCAAUAAUCAUUACUGAAUGGAGUCCCAUAGUAUGUUGUAAUACACCUGUUUAUACAGCACCCGUGCAAGUACCUUAUACUUUCAUCAAUUCAUCUGUAGUACCAACUCAGAUAUGUCCCUAUACGGGUGCUGUUGUAGCAGAGCCCUUAGUUGUACCAGUAAUUGCCCAGACAUUAGUGCCUGAACCAUUAAUGCCAGAAACUUACGAACAGCUUCUGAGUUAUCCACCGGAACUCAUUACGUCUACGCCCAUUAAUGUUUUAGAUGAUCAAAUGAACUACAACUUACUUCACGACAGUAAUAUGGCAGAUGUUACGAGGUUUGAUCCAAUAGACAUGUCAAGUCAUACAGAGGAUCCACUCCAAAUUUACUUAAAUCUACCUAAGGAGCUAUUUCCAACAGCAAGAAUGCUGGCUAUUGAUGCAAAUCCGAUUAUAGACGAAUUUUGUAAACUGACAAGCAUAUUCGAUCAUGCCGCUUGGAUACUGGACUUGGAGUUCGGAAUACCUAGAUUACCAAUCACCCGAGACAUUCCAAUAUAUGAUUUUCAAUUUAAUAGUAUACACUGUAAGAACACACCAAAUGCAAUACAUCCGGGUUUUGAUAGCUGCGACGAGGAUUUUAAACGUGUAUUACUUUUUUAUUACGACUGUAUUGUAUCUGCAUGGUACAGAGGUUACGUCAUUUUCAAUAACGAUAGCUCAGUUGAAAAUUUUCAAGCGUGGUUACUACUGGCAAUGCAGUUUUUUGGUAUGUGUUGGCCAUGA
This is a messenger RNA of Parnassius apollo (apollo), 1113 nucleotides long. Lineage: Eukaryota; Metazoa; Arthropoda; Insecta; Lepidoptera; Papilionidae. The record is from the annotation of a GenBank genome assembly.